AAUGGAAAUAUUUUUAAUAGUCCAAUGUAAAUCACUUUCCAAAUUUGACACGUUUAAAAUUGGUAGUAGUAAUUAUAUAAUUAAGAAAACGUGAUUAACCUUUACCGUGUCUUUUCAUACGGUAGGAUAUGUAGGCCCUUCCUUCCAAUAGCAGCCCCUUUGUCAACGACCCAAUAUUAAAAUCAGUCAUAACCUUUAUAACUGCAUAUUUUUUUCUCACUGAAAUUUUUGAGUGCUAAAUUCUUUUCACAGUUUCUUGGUUUAAUUUUCUGUUGAUGCAAAUAUGGAUACUGAAUCAGUGAUUGAGUUCUUGGGUGACGUGCCAUUGUUGCAGAGGUUGCCUAGUUCUUCGCUCAGAAAAAUUGCCCAACUAGUCAAGGUUAAACAUUAUGAUCGUGGAGAUUAUGUUAUCCGCGAAGGGGAAGCCGGGGAUGGAAUUUACUUCAUAUGGGACGGAGAGGCUGAAGUCUCUGGUUUCAGCCAAGCUGAUGAUGAAAAUCGUCCUGAAUUCCAGCUGAAACAGUUUGAUUAUUUUGGUCAUGGUUUGGCAACAUCUACACAGCCUGCUGAGGUGAUCGCAUUGUCUAAGCUGACCUGCUUAGUGCUGCCUCAUGAGCAUAAUUAUCUGCUCCAGCCCAAAUCAAUUUGGAAUGCAGACAAAGAAAGAGAUACAUGCCCACUUGUGGAGCACAUAUUGCACUUGGAGCCUAUUGAGGUGAACAUUUUCCAAGGUAUAACAUUGCCAGAGGCCCCUAAAUUUGGGAAAGUGUUUGGAGGUCAGUUUCUUGGGCAGGCAUUGGCUGCAGCGUCAAAAACUGUUGAUUUUCUCAAAAUAGUUCAUAGUAUGCAUGCCUACUUCCUUCUUGUUGGGGAUUUUGACAUUCCAAUCAUAUAUCAAGUUUACCGUGUACGUGAUGGAAAGAGCUUUGCUACACGGAGGGUGGACGCGAUUCAGAAAGGGAAUGUCGUUUUCACGUUGAUAGCUUCAUUUCAGAAAGAUGAAGACGGAUUUGAUCACCAGGAAGCCAUAAUGCCUAAUGUGCCUGAUCCAGAAACGCUUUUAUCAAUGGAAGAUUUGAGAGAAACGCGCAAGACUGAUCCUCGGCUUCCCAGGACAUACCGAAAUAAGGUUGCUACUGCAAAUUUUGUACCCUGGCCAAUAGAAAUUAGGUUUUGUGAACCUAAUAAUGCCACUAAUCACACCAAGUCUCCUCCAAGCUUGAGAUAUUGGUUCAGAGCAAAAGGAAAACUUUCAGAUGACCAGGCUUUACAUAGAUGUGUUGCGGCAUAUACAUCAGAUCUAAUCUUUCUCACUGUCAGUCUGAAUCCUCAUCGAAAGAAGGAUUUCAAGACAACUUCUGUUAGUCUGGAUCAUUCGAUGUGGUUCCACAGACCUUUGAGAGCUGAUGAUUGGAUAUUGUUUGUGAUCCACAGUCCGGCUGCUUAUAAUGCACGUGGCUUUGUGUCAGGCCAAAUGUUUAAUAGGAAGGGAGAGCUUGUAGUGUCAUUGACUCAAGAGGGUUUAUUGAGGCCAGGGAGAAAACCACCUGCAUUUCGUCCAAAGCUCUAAUUCAUGCCUGGGAAAAGAGGACUAGUUACUAUAGGUUGAUUAACAGUAAAACUGCAGACUGCUCAAAUAAGUCCUAUAGAGGCCGCAAAGGAGAAUAAAGAUUUCUGCUUAACUUGUGAACUCGCCCAGAUAUGAUUGUAUCUAUAUUUUAUAG
Molecule: messenger RNA, 1724 nt
Organism: Lycium ferocissimum
Lineage: Eukaryota; Viridiplantae; Streptophyta; Magnoliopsida; Solanales; Solanaceae
Product: acyl-CoA hydrolase 2-like
Exons: 17
Coding region: 284-1570 (428 amino acids)
Biological process (GO): acyl-CoA metabolic process; fatty acid catabolic process
Molecular function (GO): fatty acyl-CoA hydrolase activity
Source: RefSeq, a predicted model, not a curated record